AUGGACUUUCAGAGCACUCAGGGCAAUUAUUGUUUCCAUGAAAAUGUUCUGCUGCACGGAGAUGGAUCAAAUGGAGCUGGAAACCCAGCCGAUGUCAUGUCUAGGGUGGACCUCGAAAUUCAAUUUGGCUCUGAGAAGUUACUGAAUUUAGAGAUGCUGGUGAUGGAGGUAGCUGACCGAGCAAAUGAUAUUGAACCUCUCAUGCUGGACCCUGGGUCACUUUCGACUGAGUCGCUCGAGAAUGCUUUCGAAUUUGACCUAUUGUACGGGAUUCUAGAUGCAGAAGUCAGGGAGUUGGAGAGGUUAAUCAGUUAUAUUCAAAUCGAUAUUGGAAACAUCGAAAAGAAGCUUAACGGGGAAGAGUCAGAGGGCUGGUUGAAGGGUAAGCUACAUGCUGCCAUGGACUCCUUGAAGCAGAUGCAGGAGGUGAUAGCCACAAUUAGAAGAGAGUUUGCAAACUUUGAAAAAGCCCUAGACCCUUCCCACCGUAAAGCUGGAAAUAGUGAAGGUGGUGCAUAUGAAAAUGGACACGUUUCAUCUCACACAACUAUCCAGGCUGAGGGCCAAAGGAAUGUUCUUCAGAUGUUAGAACAGUCGAUAGCAAAUGAAUUAGAUCUUGAAAAGAAGCUAAGUGAUUUGGGGGUUCUCGUGGAAGAGCUGAAAAUGAAGCUGCAUCAUGUUGAACACGGGUCGUAUUUCUUGGAGGAAUCGGUUGAAGCGAUUUCUGAAAGAAUGUUUGCAGCAGAAAAUGCUUCCGAGUUGUUUCUUGUAACGUCAAAGGAACUUGUUAACAGAAUUAAUACCAUGCAGUACCAACUAAGUGCAUCAGGUUGUAGGGAAAGUGAUCUUAAAGCAAAGCUAGAGCAAAGCUUGGUGCAGUUAAAUGCUUUGAAUGGCUCACUGGAGAUGAUGCAAAAUGGCGGUGAGGAGAAUGCCAGCCAGGAUUCCAUGCAGAGGCAAAGGCUGUCGACCCCUGAGUUCUUCGCUUUACAGCAUAAGGUUCAGAAACUGGAGGAGUGGCUGAGGGAAUCUUGCUCCCAAUUGCAGUUCGUAACAGUAUCGACAGAAGGAAAUGAAAAAGAGCAGAAUAUGUCACCAUCUGAGAUAAGCAGAUUUAGGAAUAUAAUCAAUGAUAUUAAAGAUGCUGUUUCCAAAGCAGAAAGUAGAACACAAAAGGCCGAAGCAAGGUGUGCAGAGCUCACUCACACUAAUGUACAACUUAAUGGGGAGCUAAAUCAUAUGAAGACUCGGGGGUCAGAUAAGGCAGGCUUAUUGGAAAUGGAUCUUAUGGAGACAGAAGCUCAGUUAGAGCAUACAGUGGCAUCAGUUGAGGCUAUUAGUGAACAUCAGAGCAUGUUAAAGUCUUCAAUCUCUGAUAUGCAACAUGUGAUUGAAGAUCUGAAGGAUAAGUAUUUGAAAGCUGAAACCAGGGCUGAGAAUGCUGAAUCAAAAUGUACAUUGUUGACAGAUACCAAGUUCGAGCUUAGUGAAGAGAUAUCAUUUCUGAGAGGUCGAGUUGGAGGUCUAGAGAACUCGUUACGCCAAGCUAACCAACUAAAGCUGUCCACUGCAAAAGAUAUUGGUAUUAAAACUAAGACCAUCACUGACUUGGUUGCGAAACUUGCAUUGGAAAGAGAACGCCUUCAUCUGCAGAUUGUCACGCUAACAAGGAAGAACAGGAUGUUGACUCAAAAAUGCAAAGAGAAUGUCAAUGAAGGCACCUUGUUAAGCAAAAAGGUUACUGCUAAUGAAGGUGAACUCAGGCCGACUGGUGUAAUAGAGGAAGUACUUCUGGAUUCUUCAUCAAUGCAGACAAAGGUGAAGGCUGACGCUCUUAUUGGAGAGAAGGAAGCUGGGAUUACUGCUGUGCUUGAUGAUGAAUCUUGCACUCUUGAGACCGUGCGUUCUAUUGAGCCAACACUCCUGAACUGGAAGUACAUUUUCGUGGCAUUCCUUUUCUUGUUGGCUGCCGCUCUUGUGCACCUACAACUAACGUACCCUGUAUUACCAGGUAGUAUGUAA
Triticum turgidum subsp. durum (durum wheat) is the source of this 2022-nucleotide messenger RNA. Lineage: Eukaryota; Viridiplantae; Streptophyta; Magnoliopsida; Poales; Poaceae. The record is from the annotation of a GenBank genome assembly.